Ostreococcus lucimarinus CCE9901 is the source of this 759-nucleotide messenger RNA. RefSeq names its product chlorophyll a/b binding, maybe photosystem I light harvesting complex (gene lhca6). Gene Ontology annotation, biological process: response to light stimulus; photosynthesis, light harvesting in photosystem I. NCBI's taxonomy places the organism in Eukaryota, Viridiplantae, Chlorophyta, Mamiellophyceae, Mamiellales, Bathycoccaceae. The coding region runs from base 1 to 759 and encodes 252 amino acids. Gene Ontology annotation, cellular component: membrane. The transcript has 2 exons. The record is from RefSeq and is a predicted model, not a curated record.
AUGUUCUCCCUCACGACGGCUCGACACGCCAUCGCGAACCGCGCGACGAUCGUCGACGCGCGAUCGACGACGCGCGCGCCGCGCGCGCGCGUCGCCGCGCGCGCGGCGAACGCGGACCGCGAGCUGUGGUACCCGGGAGCGGUGGCGCCGAAAUAUCUCGAUGGGACGAUGGCCGGCGAUUACGGCUUUGACCCGUUGCGACUCGGGGCGAACCCGGAGACGCUGCCGUACUUGCAAGAGGCGGAGCUCAUGAACGGGCGCUGGGCCAUGGCGGCGACGGCGGGUAUUUUGUUCACCGACGCGGUUGGUUUGCCGAAGUGGUGGGAAGCCGGUGCCGUGGAUUACGGUAUGGACUUCCAACAGCUCGUCGGGUUCCAAGUCGUGGCGAUGAGCAUUCUCGAGGCGGCGCGCACGCGCGGUUUCAUGAAGUCGGGCGAAUCCGGCGUGUUGAACGCGUUCCCGUUCGACCCGGCUGGACUCGAUGCUCCGGACAAGCGCGUGAAGGAAGUGAAGAACGCGCGCCUCGCGAUGGUUGCGUUCCUCGGUAUGGUUUCCCAAUACGCCGUCACCGGUCUCUCCCCGUUGGAGGGCUUGGAGGCGCACAUGGCCAACCCGCAAGCCGUCAACUUGUUCACGAGCUCCGUCGGCGGCGAAGCCGUCGCCUUCAUCGCCUUCUUGUCCACCGCCCCGACGUUCUUGCUCGCGCAAAAGACGCUCGGUGACGGCAGCGACGAGGAGUUCCGUCCGAUCCCGUGGUAA